AUGCAAGUCAAUGGACUCUUCGACCAUCUCAAAAACGUAAACUCUCCUAGUGACUUGUUCAAGCCUAGAACUGGUGCCUCCACAACCGCUGAACUCGAGGGAAACGUCGUUGUUCUUAACGACGAUAACUUCAAAACUACCAUCGAUGGAUCGAAGCCUGCUCUUGUCGAGUUUUAUGCUCCCUGGUGUGGACACUGCAAGACCCUUGCUCCUAUCUAUGCCCAGUUGGGUGACGCCUUUGCUCAUGCUCAAGACCAAGUCAUUGUUGCCAAAUUUGAUGCCGACGCUCACCGCAAUACUGGUGGCGAAUAUGGUGUUCAAGGUUUCCCCACUUUGAAGUGGUUCCCCAAGGGUGUCAACUCUCCUAGUGGUGUUGAAGACUACAAGGGUGGACGCGACCUUGAUUCUUUGUCCAAGUUUAUCAAGGAUAAGACCGGUAUUCGUCCUCGUAUCAAGGCCGUCAAGUCUGACGUUGUUGUUUUGGAUACUAAGAACUUCCACUCCAUUGUUGACCAAUCUGACAAGAAUGUUCUCGUCGAAUUUUAUGCUCAAUGGUGCGGUCACUGCAAAAGUCUUGCUCCCAUUUACGAAAAGCUUGGAAAUACCUUUGCCAACGAAAAGAACUGUGUCAUUGCUAAAAUUGAUGCCGACACUGAACGUGAUAUUGGUACUGAGUACGACAUUUCUGGUUUCCCUACUCUCAAGUUCUUCCCCAAGGGCGAUGACAAGACUCCUAUCGCGUACGAAGGUGCACGCACUGAAGCUGGUUUCGUUGAAUUCUUGAACAAGCACUGCGGCACUCAUCGUGUUGUUGGUGGUGGUCUCAAUGAUGAAGCUGGCCGUAUCCCUGCAUUGGAUGAACUUGCUAUCAAGUUCGUCUCUACCUCUGAUAAGGCUACUCGCGAGAGCAUUUUGGAACAGGCCCAGGCGGAAGCCAAGAAGUCUUCCGAAAGCUUGGCAACCUACUACUACAAGAUCAUGGAAAAGGUUCUUGAGAAGGGUGAUGCCUUCUUGAGCACCGAGAAGCAACGUAUCGAAAAGGUUUCAAGCACCGGCUCUGUCACUGAAGCAAAGGCAGACAAUUUCAAGAGUCGUAAGAACAUCCUUGCUGCUUUCGACAAGAACGCUCAACCAGUGCCAAAGCAGGAAUUGUAA
This is a messenger RNA of Umbelopsis ramanniana AG, 1155 nucleotides long. RefSeq lists its product as uncharacterized. Gene Ontology annotation, molecular function: protein disulfide isomerase activity. The transcript is spliced from 5 exons. Bases 1 to 1155 code for a protein of 384 amino acids. Gene Ontology annotation, biological process: protein folding. The record is from RefSeq and is a predicted model, not a curated record. Lineage: Eukaryota; Fungi; Mucoromycota; Umbelopsidomycetes; Umbelopsidales; Umbelopsidaceae. Gene Ontology annotation, cellular component: endoplasmic reticulum.